UCUAUUAGUAUCUUCCUCUUCUGGUGUUCAUCCUGUCUCUUUGACACUCCUUAUAGAAAAAACACAAUCAAAGAAAUCAAAUAUUGCAUUCUAACUGUAGUAACUCCUCCAAUCCACUCCAGGUUGAUUCCACAUUUUCUGUCCAGCUCAAACGGGUUACACUGUUCUCUUGAGUACAUUGUUUACCACCAUCCCCUCCACCCCGCCCACCACUAUCUGCUCUUCCCCCUUCCAGCAAACUCGCUCCAGGAGCUGGAGAAGGAAACUCUGGAGUUGUUUUAUCUAUUCCACCCCCGCUGGCUGUCGGACAGACAUGCUUUCUGCAGAAACAACUUCUGUCCUCAUCUGGUUAUGGAAACCGGAAACCAACUUUUUACUGUUCAGGAUUAGAGACCCAUAUAAACUCACGCACUCAAGAGGUGCGCUCCCACACACACACACACACAAACACACACACAGACACAAAACACACACACGCACCACAUUCCGGACAUCAUGUUUCAGUGUGAGCGAGUAAUUCUGAACAGAGGGGGGGGUGUUUUUUUAAAAGGGGGGAGUGUUAGGAGAGAAGCGUGGAAGGGGAAGGACAGGACAGGCUCAGACUCUGGCAGACAAUGUUUGGAGGUUGUCCAUCGUAUACUGAGGCUUAGUCACUGUGGAAGCUACACAUCUCCUGUGUGUUUGUGUGGGUGUGUGUGUGUUAUCGAUCGGUUGAAAUCGGUUGGGGUGGAUUGACGCCUGUCUCCAAAGAACAGUUGAAAGUGUGGAUUACGCUUUUUAUUAUCUGGACCUUUCCGGUGCAUCCAAGUCAAGUCCCAAGGACGGGGCUCUAGCAGGCUGGUCUUAGGGGGUCCAGGGGAGGAGGGUCCUAACGGGGAGACCAACAUGGCUGGGGUGACCAGGAAGGGGUCUGGGAGACCCUCGUACUACUACCGUUUCCUGGGCAAGUCCCGCCUGCAGCGUCAACGAAGCCGAUCCCGGAGCCGCACCAGGCCGGCCGCCAACAAGGAGUCCCCCCCGGAGAGGACGGGGCGCAGACGGAGCAUGCCUGGCAGCCCCCUGGACAAGACCCCCGGCGCCAUGGAGACCACUUCCGCCGGCACCACCACGCCGUUCAGAGUCACCGUGAGUACUGUGAGUGUGUUUCAAAACGCACCGGCGCCUGGUCGUCAUAGUGACGCCAUUAUCAUCUACAUCCAUGUUCGCUCUCAUGACCCUCCGCUCUCACGCUCUCUGUUCUGUCUCCCUCCGCUCUCUCUGUCUCUCUUCACUCCCUCUGUCCCUCUUCAGUCUCUAUGUCUCCUUCCACUCUCUCUUUCUCCUUUCCCUCUCUGUCUCUCUCUGUCUCCCUUCUCUCUUUGUCUCCCUUCUCUCUCUGUCUCCCUUCACUCGCUGUGUCUCUCUUCACCCUAUCUGUCUCUUUCUGUCUCCCUUCUCUCUCUGUCUUCCUCCACUCUCUCGGUCUCCCUUCACUCUGUCUCCCUUCACUCUCUCUGUCUCCCUUCACUCUCUCUGUCUCCCUUCUGUCUCCCUUCACUCUCUCUGUCUCCCUUCUGUCUCCCUUCCCUCUCUCUGUCUCCCUUAUGUCUCUCUGUCUUCCUUCACUCUCUCUUUCUGCCUUCACUCACUCUGUCUCUCUUCACUCUGUCUCCCUUCUGUCUCCCUUCAUUCUCUCUGUCUCCCUUAUCAGUCGCUGUCUCCCUUCACCUUCUCUCUCUCCCCCAUCCCUGUCUCUGUAAGCUGUUUCUGUCUCCCUACGCUGUCUCUGUCUCCCUAAGCUGUCUCUGUCUCCCUAAGCUGUCUUUGUCUCCCAUAGCUGUCUCGGUCCGAGUAGGAGUUUUUCUCAUGAUCUAAGUUAAGAGCAAGUAAGAUCUCCUCAUGAUACAUCAUUGUGGUUAUCUCCUGUCUGCUGAUCUGGCUGCCAGGUGGACCUGUGCCAGACUGAAACUUACCCACUGAUGUUCCCAGUGGGUGCCUGGAUGUUGAGUACAGACACGCCAUGAAUCCAUGCUUUUAAGAUCCCAAUUUAGUGGGCAGUUUCCAUUGGCUCAGUUUCUUUUCUGUAGGAAUGAGAAGAGCGUCAAGACUGAACAACUUCCUCAUCUGCAGACAUGAUGAAUGUCUAAUCUAACGCUUUCAAUCGAUCUAUUUUGCUCUCUUUAUCUAUCCAUCUCAAUCUAUCUCUCUCUCGCUCUAUCUAUCUGUCCAUCACUCCAUCAAACUCACUUUUGACUCACUCUUGCUCAACAGCACACACAAGCAUGCACAUGAAUACACACACACAAAUACACAUGUACACACACACACACACACACACACACACACACACACACACACACACACACACACACACACACACACACACACACACACACACACACACACACACACACACACACACACACACACACACACACACAUUCCCUGGCAUAUUCCCAUCCACCAUCAGAUCUGAUUUCAAUCUGUAAAUUAAAGAAGCGGCAAAAUCUUUUAACUGAAAGAUUAGCCGUGCAAAUCUUAAUCAAUAACUCAUGUGAGUGUGGAAAUAAAAAUGAACCGUAGGUGAGCAGUUAACACCUGUGUUGGUGCAAAGCCAAACUCUGUCUGAAUUGCCUUACCCUUUCGCAUAAUAUAGCCACUCAGGGUAUAGUUUCUCAGAAGUACUCUCACAAAUCACAUGUUAUAUUAAUAUCUGAACAUCUGAUUGCAGACUAGCUAAAAUGUGGCUAAACAAGGUGUUUCUCUCUGUUUGACUUCAAACUUGUUUUUACCAAUCAUGUCGCUGGAAGCGGGGAUGUGUAAGUGCCUCACUGGCGAACACAAACUCUACCAGCAGUAGUAAACUGAAAAAGUGACAACACCGUGUAUACUGGCAACUGUAGAAAUGUGCUCGUUAAAAUCCCUUUCUAAAACCCACAAACGCAAAUUAGUUUCUCCUCAUUAGAAUAUCUCUGUGAUGAAACAGGCAACAAGCCUCUCGCUAUAUUGGGUUCCUGACCCGGGUUCUACAUCGCCUCCCCAAAAAGUUCUGCUAGAACUUUAAGACUGGAUCCCAGAUCCCUCAAAAGCAACAAACCACCCCACCUUAAAGGGGGGUAGGGUGUGUGUUCAAGCCGGUUUGAUGUGACUGGUUAAGAGCUAGAAUACUUUAAUUUCCUUCUUCUCACAGUGGCUAAUUUCCGCCUGAAUGCUAUUCCCUAAAAAUAGCUUCUCCUGGCUUCUCACUUCCUUGACGUUUGACUGCGGAAGCAUAUAUAUUUGGUUGUGGGUUUCCUGUGAAGGUAAUUGCCUAUCCUAAAUAUAAAUUACAAUAUACAGUAGCAGAGCGAAUGGUACCAGACCCCAUAUGGAGAGGAGUAUGAAGUCGAUUAAAAAGAGUUCAGGGAGGGUAAUGGUUUUCAAAAGCUUCUAAGAAUAACCACAUGAAAGAAGUAAUGGUCAUGUUAAACUACAGAAGUCUGUGUGUGUGUGUAUGGGGGGGGGGGGUAUUUAUGUGGUCUUUUGUCAAUUGUUUUUUAGUACUGAGCACAAAUCUAUGUGAAAGAAAAAUCUCAAGGACACAGUUUAUGAACAUAAUCCAUGGAGCAGGUUUCUGUGACAUAAGUCCAGACUGGUCUAAUAUAUGAUGACUCGCAGAAUAUUUUGUGAGUGCAAGGCUAUUGUACAAUGCAUUGGCGAUGAUGCCCCCACCAGCCUGAACCUGGCUUUAAUUGUGCAGAAAGGAAAACAAUUGUACCUGGUUGGAGAGUCAGUGGAUUAAAAAAAAUAGACAAUGCUUCUUUGCUUCUCUUGUCAGUUGACCCUCCCUCCCUUACCUCAGAAAAGGGUCCCUUACCUAGCCCAGUGGUUCUGCUUUGGCCCGCACACUUCCUGAUUCAAAUCACACUGCUUGGAAAUGAAUGCUUAUUUUAAUGAUAAUCCGACAGACAUAACGCCCAGUGAGUCUGUCUCUGUUCAACAAGAGAUUGGUAUGAAGAUUGAGGCCCCCAUCUGUGAUGUGCUGGUGUUGAAGCCAUCAGAACUGCUCGUUGCUUGAUCAUGAUUGGGCUUACAUUAAAAAAAAAAACAUAACUGAACUGUCUUAUGUAAACCCGGCUGAAUCGUCCACCAGAUAUAGAGCAUCCUCUUAAAGGACGCUACAAUAGGAUUUUCGUGAGGAAAAGGAAGGAUUAGUUGAAAGCUUUUGUUUGUCCGUCACGUAAUACUUCUAUUGUUAUGCAUACAGCAUGUAUUAUACACAUAUAGCAUUUCUGAAGAUUGGUGACUCAUUUCUGCCUGGCCCAGCCCACGUACUGCCAUCUUCUGACCUCUGGUGGUAC
Messenger RNA from Gadus macrocephalus (Pacific cod), 4319 nucleotides. RefSeq lists its product as uncharacterized. Lineage: Eukaryota; Metazoa; Chordata; Actinopteri; Gadiformes; Gadidae. The record is from RefSeq and is a predicted model, not a curated record. The transcript has 2 exons. Bases 886 to 1854 code for a protein of 322 amino acids.